AGAGGUUAGAUUACUACCAGAGACGGGAUGCAUCACGCCAAGACCCGAAGGAUUCAUUGUGCAUAAUUUUUGAUGCUAUGGAUCAAUGCAAAACAUCUUUUCCAAUUUUGCGCAGGAGAGUAUCAAAGGAAAUUCAAAGCAGAUCAGUGCCUCCAAUCAAAACCUAUUUAACAGGUGCAUUAGUUCAUAGGCAAGGUGUAAACGCAUAUAAAAAAAUUGGAUAUAGCUUCUUUGAUUUCACUCAGUAUACCCACGAUGUCAAUCUGAAUAUAAGUGUUCUGCUUGAAAUAUUGAAAGACUUUAAGCAGUCCCAUGGUAAAGUGUUGCAUUUACAGAUGGACAGUGCAUCAAACAAUAAAAAUUGCCAUAUGAUCGCAUUUGGAGGUGUAUUAGUGCAUAGAAAGAUAUUCAAAGAGGUUUAUUUACACAUGUUACCAGUUGGUCACACGCAUGAGGAUGUUGACGCCAUGUUUCACAGCAUUGCCGAAGUUUUAAAAGUUGAUGUUAUUACCUUCAAAGAUCUUAUUCAGCAGAUUAAGAAGGUAGGGUUCAUAAAAACCGCUACAAGCAUACAGACCGUAUGGGAUGUGAAAUCUUGGCUGGAGCCAACAAUGGCAGGUUGUCAUAAUUUUAAUGACUGCUUUCACAUCCAAAUUCAUUAUAAUGAAGACGGGAAGAUAGUCUGGAACUAUAAAAAAUGGGCCAAAAGUCAGAAAUGGUUGCCUGACAGUAAUGACAGAACAUCCUAUUUGAAUGACCAAGAUAAGAAUGGCAUUGUCAUAUUCAAGAAUUUGCCACCAGAGGAUACUCCGUCUAUAAAAGAACCAUGUUGGUCGGAAGACUUGAAGAAACAGUUGCAAAACGUAAAAAGUAAACUGCUUGCAAGUGGUCUCUUGUUUGAAGAGGAGCAGGACUGGUGGGAAAAUGUUACCACUGAAAACCUCCAAGAGCCAGUUUUGGAGGUACCAGAAUGCCCAUUAAAGUUUUUGCUACCAUAUGAGGGUAUUGAAGAGGAAUUAGUGAUUCCAGAAGAACUGACAAAUAUAAAACAACGUCAGAAAAGAGUAAACGUUGUUUAUUCUGGAAAGUACGUUCCGCCCAGUAAAAGACUGAUGUUGGAACAGUCUGAGCCGGUUAAUUCUCAUGAUGCGCAAAUACAAAAUGUCAACGAAAUAGAAGGCCGAUUUCCAGUGGUGACCAAGAGUGGAAGAAGAGCAACAAAAUUUGUAGCAUUGCAUGACUAAAGACACAUGACACAUACUGUACAAAUAUUUUUAUUUUGUUUGUUUUUACUAUAACAAACCCAAACUCCUUAUUUAUUGGGUUGUUACAGUUAAGGAUCCGAAUAACAUUGAGAAUGGAAAGGGGACUGUGUCAGAGAGACAACAACCCUACCAUAAAGCAGACAAUAACAAACUACCACUAAUGAGUUUUCAAUGCAUCCAGAUACUCCAGCACCAAGAACGUGCUCCUGCUUUUCCCUAAACAAAAAUGUACACUAGUACACAGUAAUAAAAGACGUCCUAAUAAACUCCGAA
Molecule: messenger RNA, 1538 nt
Organism: Mytilus trossulus (common blue mussel)
Lineage: Eukaryota; Metazoa; Mollusca; Bivalvia; Mytilida; Mytilidae
Exons: 11
Coding region: 78-1244 (388 amino acids)
Source: RefSeq, a predicted model, not a curated record